UACCUGUUCUUUUCAUCUUCAUUCUUCUCUUAUGACUUUCUCAAACCAUUGAUUCUCAUUUUUCUUCCCAAAGAAAAAGAAACAACACAUAAAACACAAAAGAUGGCAGCAGCUACAAUUUCUACCAUUUCAAUGAUCGACUCCAACAAAAUGGAAGUUGACAAACUCACGUACGAAAUAUUUUCCAUUCUUGAAAACAAAUUCCUCUUUGGCUACAAUGACCCAAAACUUUCUCCUGCAUGCAAACAAAACAGUAAUAAUAUGUUAACACCCUUUGCCGGAACAAAAACUGUCGGCGCCGGAAAAAUCAGAAUUCUCUCAAUUGACAGCGGUGGCUCCACUAAUGGCAUUCUAGCAGCAAAAUCUUUAGCCCAUUUGGAAGCAACCCUUCGUCGUAAAACCGGAUUGAACAAUACCCACAUUGCCGAUUUCUUCGAUGUUGUCGCCGGUUCCGGAGCCGGCGGUGUCCUCGCCGGUCUUCUCUUCACUCGUGGGAAAGAUGGGGUUCCGAUGUUCACUGCAGAGGAAGCUCUUAAAUUCCUUCUCGAGAGUGAUCGGAAAAUUUCACGGUGUUCUAACCGUGGAUUGUUUCGGCGUGUUUUCCGGCCGGCGAAGAUGUUUGAUAAAUUAUUCAGCGGUUUAACUUUAAAAGAUACGGUUAAGUCGGUUUUAAUCCCCUGCUACGAUCUAACUACAAGAUCACCGUUUCUAUUUUCGCGGGCUGAUGCGCUGGAGAUGGACGGUUGUGAUUUUAAGUUGGCGAAUGUAUGUGAGGCCACAGUGGCUGAUCAAGCGGUGGAAGUGAAGUCAGUUGAUGGAAGAAGGAAAAUUACAGCCGUUGGUGGUGGGGUUACGAUGAAUAAUCCAACGGCUGCGGCUAUCACUCAUGUACUUAACAAUAAACAAGAGUUUCCGUUUGCUAAUGGUGUUGAAGAUUUGUUAGUGGUUUCUUUGGGUAAUGGAGAAUCAGAUUCCGGUACCGGAAAUGUGAUGUCAUCGCCGGCGGCAUUUGUUAAGAUUGCCGGAGAUGGAGCUGCCGACAUGGUAGAUCAAGCUGUAUCAAUGGCAUUUGGACAAUUUAGAAACAAUAACUAUGUUCGAGUACAGGGAAAUGGAAUUAUUGGGGAAAAACACGAAUCAACGAGCAAAGGUGAAAGAAUGAGAAAGACAGUAGCCAUAUCUGAAGAAAUGCUAAGGCAGAAGAAUGUGGAAUCUGUGUUAUUUGAAGGGAAGAAAUUAGUGGAAAAUACAAAUUUGGAUAAGUUGGAAAUAUUUGCUGGUGAAUUAAUCAAAGAGCAAGAAAGUAGGAAAACUAGAAUAUUACCCCCAGUGGUUUUGAAACAGGCAUCACCAUCUCCUAGAACAUCAUCUGCAACAACUUCAUCCACCAUUUCCUCAUUUUAAUAAAGCUCCCGCUAUGCGCGGGGUCCGGGUAUCAUGAUUAUUAGAUCGAUUUUAAUCGAUAGCUUGGAGGUGACACUGUCCAUUAUUAUUAAUUAGGUUAGAUUAUUAUAGCGAGGUAAGGUAGGGUGGGUUAAGUUGAAUCAAUGCUGAAGUAUGGGUUUGAAGCCACUCGUGAUUAUUUCAGAUAUCCGAGUUUGAGCUGAGCUGCUAAAAUAGCCUGAGAAGUUUUCUUUUUCUAUAUAUUUUUUUUAAAAUCUUGAGGUUGAUUUGUAGUAAAAUGUAUGUAGAGAUGAAUAUUGGUGAAUUAAUGUGUGUAUGUAUGUGAUGUUAAUAUUAUGAAUGUAUUGCUUGUUAGACCAA
This is a messenger RNA of Nicotiana tabacum (common tobacco), 1764 nucleotides long. RefSeq names its product patatin-like protein 3. The record is from RefSeq and is a predicted model, not a curated record. Gene Ontology annotation, biological process: lipid metabolic process. NCBI's taxonomy places the organism in Eukaryota, Viridiplantae, Streptophyta, Magnoliopsida, Solanales, Solanaceae.